UUACUAAUCUUUGACCUUCUUUAACUGCCGCGGUCAUCUUAGUUGGUUCGCGGCUAACUCACAUUCGCCACACACGCUUCGUGGUGAUCAGACGUGGUCAUUCUAAUAGCACUAUGAAAAUUCUGGUUGCCUUCCUCGGGCUGGUUGCCCUGGCGGUGGCCACGCCAACCGUCUCGCCGAGCAAAGUCGUGUGCUACUACGAUAGCAAGAGUUAUGUCCGCGAAUCACAAGCUCGCAUGCUGCCUCUGGACUUGGACCCAGCGCUAUCGUUCUGCACCCACUUGGUCUACGGCUAUGCUGGUAUACAACCCGACACUUACAAAAUGGUAUCGCUCAACGAGAACCUCGAUAUUGAUCGCAACCAUGCCAACUACAGAACUCUCACCAACUUCAAAACCAAAUACCCUGGUCUCAAAGUUCUCCUGUCCGUUGGUGGAGAUGCCGACACAGAAGAAGAACAGAAAUACAACUUGCUGUUGGAGUCCCCAACAGCCCGUACAGCUUUCGUCAACUCUGGAGUACUUCUAGCUGAACAACAUGGCUUCGAUGGAAUCGAUUUGGCUUGGCAGUUCGCGAGAAUCAAACCGAAAAAGAUCCGCUCCACUUGGGGAUCGAUCUGGCACGGUAUCAAGAAGACUUUCGGUACCACUCUCGUUGAUGAAAAGGAGGCUGAGCACAGAGAAGGAUUCACGGCACUGGUCAGAGAAAUGAAAGCGGCUCUCAACCUCAAGCCAAACAUGCAACUGUCUGUCACCGUCCUCCCUAACGUCAACGCUAGCAUUUACUACGACGUGCCAGCUAUCAUCAAUUUGGUAGACAUUGUGAACUUGAACGCUUUCGACUAUUACACACCGUCGAGAAACCCUAAAGAGGCUGAUUAUACCGCACCUAUUUACAAGCCCCAGAACCGCAAUGAACUCCUGAACGUGGAUUCUGCUGUGUCUUACUGGCUCACUAGUGGUGCUCCUAGUAAUAAAAUAGUCAUAGGUGUCGCCACCUACGGUCGUACAUGGAAAAUGGACGGUGAUAGCGAAAUAUCCGGAGUUCCCCCAAUCCAUGUCGAUGGACCCGGCGAAGCAGGACCCUACACUAAGACAGAGGGUUUGUUGAGCUACCCUGAAAUCUGCGCAAAGCUGAUCAACCCUAAUCAUCAAAAGGGUAUGCGUCCUCAUUUAAGGAAGGUCACCGACCCUAGCAAGCGUUUCGACAAGGGCUUAACGAAGGACGGAGAUUUUUUUGGAACAUACGGUUUCCGUCUUCCCGACGACAACAGUGAGGGCGGUCUAUGGGUCAGCUAUGAGGAUCCUGACACAGCCGGACAAAAGGCGACUUAUGCCAAGUCCAAGAACCUUGGAGGAGUUUCCAUCGUCGACCUCAGCAUGGACGAUUUCCGUGGUCUCUGCUCGGGCGACAAGUACCCCAUUCUUCGUGCAGCGAAAUACCGCCUUUAAAAAAAUAUGGAAAAUAAAUAUAUUAAAAAUGGCGUACAAAGUAAAUGAUAUUCAAUUCGAUGUGGGCAAGUUUAUUGGUUAACCACCUUAUAAUAAGUAUCAAAAUAGUCCAUAUCCUUAUAAUUUAAUACACUGAUUAUUAUUAUUAUUGCUUGCUUUGAAAUUUGGACUUUAUUUGUAUUCGAAACCUGAAAAAAAGACGAAAUACAACAAUAGUUAUAUUGAAGCUGUAAUAGAAUAAGAAAAUAAAAAAAAUUAAACAUCGAACAUUAAUAUUUUUAUGAACCGACUGUUUGUGUAUCAGUAAUAUGUAGAAUUUCUAAUAAUAAUAUUGUUUUAUGAACUUACUAUUAUAUUAAGAGAUUCGAAUAAUUAACAUCAAGAGAAUGCAUGUUUUUAUUGCACAAUGAUAUUAAAGUAGUUUGACGAUAAA
Vanessa tameamea is the source of this 1884-nucleotide messenger RNA. RefSeq names its product chitinase-like protein EN03 (gene Idgf). The coding region runs from base 114 to 1451 and encodes 445 amino acids. The transcript is spliced from 10 exons. The record is from RefSeq and is a predicted model, not a curated record. Lineage: Eukaryota; Metazoa; Arthropoda; Insecta; Lepidoptera; Nymphalidae. Gene Ontology annotation, molecular function: chitinase activity; chitin binding. Gene Ontology annotation, biological process: carbohydrate metabolic process; chitin catabolic process. Gene Ontology annotation, cellular component: extracellular region.